AUGAAGCACGAAAGCAGCACGAGCACGGUAAAGCCCAUCUUAUUAUCUCUAGAUGUUGAGAGGCGUAUCGAAGAUCCCCAAGUUCGCAGGGUAUUAAAACUCUUCAUCAAACUUGGGCAAGCCGACAUCGUAGAAUGCCUAAACGAGAAAGUCAAGCAAGAUCCCGAGGAGUUUAAGAAAAUAUUAGAAGCUGUCUGCCUGUACCAAAUGCUUACCGACGAAGACCCCUUAUUUUGGGACUAUGAUCCUGAAGAAGACAAUUCCAUCACACCCGCCGAGAAGCAACUUAUAGAAAAGUUUAGGACGCGAUGGCCCACAGUGCGUGGCGCAAUUGAUACGAUCAAACGCAUCAUUAGGUGUUGUGUGAAAGAAGAAACAAUGAAAAAAAGGGGCCUGAGAUAUCACAUCUGGACUACUGUCACUAUAAGUCCUCGCGAAGACCCAUGGGACCGAAAUGACGUAACUAAAAGCCGUAAUUUUUUUGAAAACUUACGACCCCAGUACGUGAUAUAUUACCCAGGGCUGGUGAACCUCGCAUUUUUAAGCAGAGAACAAGCCGAUGAAGUGUUGUAUCAAGGAUCGAUAUUCUAUGGAAGAUGGAAACGCACCAAGGGUUUUCCCCAGGAAGUUGUGGAAGAAACACGUAAAGUUAUACUAAGUGGUGCCUUUGAAGGUGGCUACACCAAUUACGAUAAUAAAUUCUCGAGUGAAAAGCUUCCGGAAAAGCAGAGAGCUAUGCUUGCUGGUUUUGAUGCCCAUCAGCAUGCGUUGCUUCAUGCACCUCAAUUUUUUAAAGAGAAGGUAUCUUAUAUAAGCGGCUGGUACAAGUGCAAGAAUACCUGGACCCCAGGAAAUCCAAUUGGCAGCAUUCUAAAUGCGAGUGGGAUGAUGAUGAAUGGACUCAUAGGAAGUUACGAUUGGGUGAACAAGUGUGAUGAAGACAGCGCCGAGAAGGCAGUCAAAAAGUAUGGAAUUGGAUAUGUGCCCAGACCUUUGCCAGAGACUCCAUCUGAAGAUGCAGGAAAAGAUAAAAGAGGCGUGUUGCGGCAAUUAUUGCGAAAAGAACCAAAACAAGAUCCACCAACACGAAGUAAUCGUGAUCGUGGAAGUUCACGAACAAGAACUGAGAGUCAUGGAAAACAACGACAACGAGAGAGUGAUAGCAAGAAAGCAGAAGAGGAACCGCCAGCAAAGAAAUCGAGUAGUGGAAGUAAGAAACCAGCUGCUCAAGCUGUUCCAUCUUCGUCACGCACUGGUGAGCCGGGAGCCUCAUCCCGGCGCUAA
This is a messenger RNA of Botrytis porri, 1284 nucleotides long. RefSeq lists its product as uncharacterized. The record is from RefSeq and is a predicted model, not a curated record. The transcript is spliced from 2 exons. Lineage: Eukaryota; Fungi; Ascomycota; Leotiomycetes; Helotiales; Sclerotiniaceae. The coding region runs from base 1 to 1284 and encodes 427 amino acids.